Hipposideros armiger (great roundleaf bat) is the source of this 1803-nucleotide messenger RNA. It is a transcript of the gene RDH5, whose product is annotated as retinol dehydrogenase 5. The record is from RefSeq and is a predicted model, not a curated record. Lineage: Eukaryota; Metazoa; Chordata; Mammalia; Chiroptera; Hipposideridae. The transcript is spliced from 5 exons. Gene Ontology annotation, cellular component: intracellular membrane-bounded organelle. Gene Ontology annotation, biological process: steroid metabolic process; retinoid metabolic process. The coding region runs from base 734 to 1690 and encodes 318 amino acids. Gene Ontology annotation, molecular function: all-trans-retinol dehydrogenase (NAD+) activity.
GGGUAGAGGGUAGAAGUAACUUCCUCUUACUGUCCUAACUCUCUUUUCCUCCUCGGGCCUGGUGCUGGUGCCUAUUGGGUAAGCAGAGCAGGGAGGUUCCCACAUGUCCCCAGAAAAGGUCCUAGUGGGCCCUGCACCAAGCCUCCUAACUCAGGACUUCAGUUUCCUGCAGAGGAGAAAUCAGACAGGAAGUGGACCUGGUCCCGAUUCUGGCGAUCUGCCUCUCCACGUGCUCAUGGCCUCACCCAGCCUGGUGCUAAGCAGUAUCAUGAGUCUGCACCAGGUGGGAGAUUAACUCUUGAGUGUGGGACACUUCCGGACCAGGAACGGGGAGGAAUAGCAGGUCCAAGGUCACCAACAGAGGGGGGUAGCUGAUAUCCUUGACAUAUCCCUCCUGGGAAUCCAUGACAUAAGUGCUCAGAAACCUUGUCUGGAAAAGAUAGCCAAGAAGGGGGUCCGUGCAUGCCUGGUCUGUGCCAAGCCCUGCCUUCAGCCGGCGGGCUCCAGUUUCCCUGGCUCCUCCUCCCAGCCCUCCCCACUACAGCCCACAUGCACUUAAUACGUCUGGCACCCAGUCCACCCGCUGCGGACUUUGGCCUUAGCUGUAGCCUGGGAAGACUGGGAGCAAAGUCUCUCAAACAAAGCAAAAGAAGAAGCUUCCAGUGUCGUUGUACCUGCUAGCUUUCCCCAGAGGAGCCUCGGCUGCCACCUGCAGGUCACUUGGGCUGAGGCCAUGUGGCUGCCUCUGCUACUGGGAAUCUUGCUCUGGGCAGCGCUGUGGUUGCUCAGGGACCGGCAGAGCCUGCCCCCAAGAGAUGCCUUCGUCUUCAUCACCGGCUGUGACUCAGGCUUCGGGCGGCUUCUGGCACUGAGGCUGGACCAGAGAGGUUUCCAAGUCCUGGCCAGCUGCCUGACCCCCUCUGGGGCAGAGGACCUACAGCAGGUGGCCUCCUCCCGCCUUCAUACUACCCUGCUGGAUGUCACUGAUCCCCAGAGUGUCCAGCGGGCAGCUAAGUGGGUGGAAACACAUGUUGGGGAAAGAGGGCUUUUUGGUCUGGUGAAUAAUGCUGGUGUGGCUGGCAUCAUUGGGCCCACACCAUGGCUGACCCGGGACGACUUCCAUCGGGUGCUGAAUGUGAACACAUUGGGUCCCAUCGGGGUCACCCUUGCCUUGCUACCCCUACUGCAGCAGGCCCGGGGCCGGGUGAUCAAUAUCACCAGCGUGCUGGGUCGCUUGGCAGCCAGUGGUGGGGGCUACUGUGUCUCCAAGUUUGGCCUGGAGGCCUUCUCGGAUAGCCUGAGGCGGGAUGUGGCUCCUUUUGGGAUACGAGUCUCCAUCGUGGAGCCUGGCUUCUUCCGAACCCCUGUGACAAAUCUGGAGAGUUUGGAGGACGCCCUGCAGGCCUGCUGGGCACGGCUGCCUGCAGCCACUCAGGCCCACUAUGGGGAAGACUUCCUCACCAAGUACUUACAAGUGCAGCAGCGUGUCAUGAACCUGAUCUGUGACCCGGACCUAACCAAGGUGAGCAGGUGCCUGGAGCAUGCCCUGACUGCUCGUCACCCCAGAACCCGCUACAGCCCAGGCUGGGACGCCAAGCUGCUCUGGCUGCCAGCCUCCUAUCUGCCAGCCAGCCUGGUGGAUGCUGUGCUCAGCUGGGUCCUUCCCAAGCCUACCCAGGCAGUCUACUGAAUCCAGCCUUCCAGCAAGAGAUUGUUCAAGUCCAAGAACUUGAUUUGUCCCCACCCUGGUACUGCCUGGUGCCUGGCAUAAAAUAGACAAUAAAUAUGUAGUUUAAAACAAAA